CCAGGCCACGGGUGCGGAGGGCGGCGCCGCGGGGCGGGGGCCGAUGGGGCCUAGAGGACGCGCGGCGGUGGUGCGGGGCUCUGCUGGACGCGGCGCUGCGGGGCUGUGAGGGGGCCAGGCCGGUACUGCGGCCCGCCCGGGAUGGGCCAGCCCCGGCCUGGCGGGGCCGAGCCGGAGGGGAGGGCGGCGCGCGGGCCAGGCCUGCUGGGCUGGCGGCCCGGAGGCUGAGGUGCAAGUGGGCGCGGAGGAAGGGGCCGAGCCAAGGCAGUGGGUGGAGCGGCGAGGGGGGCGGAGGCUGGGCCGCGGCAGGCGAGCGGAGCGGCGCUCCUGUCCGGACCUCGGCGGCGGCUGCGGCGCUUGAGGAGGCUGAGGCGGCGGCGGGCCCGGACGAACGCCCGGAGGUGGCGGACGAGGCUCCGGGGGACCCCAUGGGCGGGUGUGUGGGCGCCCAGCACGAUUCCUCGGGCAGCCUCAACGAGAACUCGGAGGGCACCGGAGUUGCUUUAGGUCGUAACCAGCCAUUGAAAAAGGAGAAACCCAAAUGGAAAAGCGAUUAUCCCAUGACAGAUGGACAACUGCGCAGCAAGAGGGAUGAAUUUUGGGAUACCGCACCAGCUUUUGAAGGCCGUAAAGAGAUUUGGGAUGCCUUGAAGGCUGCAGCACAUGCUUUUGAGAGCAACGAUCAUGAACUGGCACAAGCAAUCAUUGAUGGUGCAAACAUAACAUUACCACAUGGUGCACUUACAGAGUGCUAUGAUGAACUGGGAAACAGAUAUCAGCUUCCAGUCUAUUGCUUGGCACCGCCGAUCAACAUGAUCGAGGAAAAGAGUGACAUAGAGACUCUGGAUAUUCCUGAGCCACCACCUAAUUCUGGAUAUGAAUGUCAACUCCGUUUGCGCCUUUCCACAGGCAAAGACCUCAAACUUGUGGUCCGCAGCACAGACACAGUAUACCACAUGAAGAGGCGGCUACACGCAGCAGAAGGAGUGGAACCAAGUAGUCAGCGAUGGUUCUUUUCUGGCAGACCUCUCACCGACAAAAUGAAGUUGGAAGAGCUGAAGAUCCCAAAGGACUAUGUCGUACAGGUUAUAAUAAGCCAGCUGUUGCAAAACCCAACGCCAGUAGAGAACUGAACUGGUCCUAUUAGCUCUUCCCCGAACCCUCCUGCUCCUUUUUAUUGUUGUCAUUUCCUCCUCUAUGGUGUGAAAUCUAUUUUCACUGCUCUGAAUUCCGUAUGAAUGGAUUUAGUUCUGAGGAAUUACCAGUGAAAAAUUCCAUCUGUGAUGGAGACCAACAAAAACAAUAAAACAAAGAGCCAGCCACC
Messenger RNA from Manis pentadactyla (Chinese pangolin), 1324 nucleotides. It is a transcript of the gene UBTD2, whose product is annotated as ubiquitin domain containing 2. The transcript is spliced from 3 exons. The record is from RefSeq and is a predicted model, not a curated record. Bases 429 to 1133 code for a protein of 234 amino acids. Gene Ontology annotation, molecular function: protein binding. Lineage: Eukaryota; Metazoa; Chordata; Mammalia; Pholidota; Manidae.